Molecule: messenger RNA, 1013 nt
Organism: Nicotiana tabacum (common tobacco)
Lineage: Eukaryota; Viridiplantae; Streptophyta; Magnoliopsida; Solanales; Solanaceae
Source: RefSeq, a predicted model, not a curated record
UCUUUAAUUAGUACUACAAGUUGUAAAAAUACACUACCAAAACUACUCUCUAUUUUAGGGUUCUUACAUCUUACAGUUUUAGAAAGAACAAAAAAACAUAUACAGUUUUAGAAAAACACAUGCGCUAUGGAUCUUGGAGAAAAUUCUCGUAGUUUUUCUGUUCCUAUCUGGGCUUCAUUUCAUAGGAAGAGAAAACUCCACAAACUAAGAAAGUCUAUUAUGGCUGUGCGAGUCGUGCGUUUACUAAAGUCAAUGAGGGGGCUAUGCGUUGAUCCAGCUGCUGCAGGAGUUGAAUCGGGACCCGUAGAGAUGUCAAUCGGACCAAGGAAAGCGCGGGAAAACUUAAAUCCUUCUGAUCAGUCGUAUGAAUCACGAAGUUUAGAAUUAAAGUUUUCAAACAACAUAAACGGUCCAAUUUUUACUGGAAUCCCCAUAGGUGAAGAGGGCAGCACCUUAAAUCUACAUCUAAUCGAUCCCCGUACUCAGAAUAUCAUCAAUUCUGGGCCUGAAUCAUCAGCAAAAGUGGAAAUAGUAGUCCUUGAGAAAGAUUUUACAAGUUGUAGUGGUGACAAAUCGCUGAUACGGGGAGAUCCUCAUGUCACCUUGAAAGAUGGAAGUGUUUCUGUAAGUCAUAUUUCAUUCAAACAUACCAGAGUGCCUAUGAGAAAACGUGAGUUGAGACUAGGUGCAAGAGCUGUGUAUCCUUACAAUGGAACAAGAAUUACGCAAGCAGUCACACAACCAUUCUUUGUGAAGGAUCGUCGGUCUAGUACGUAUUUAUUAAUUCCUUUUCAAUCAUAUUAUUGGUUUGUUUUUCCUUUAAGAUUUCCCUGAUUUUAUUUCAUUGAGCUUAAUUUGGAUGCCAAUAUGCUAGCCUGCUAGGUAAUUACAUAUGUUUAAUAAGUCCUGUAAUGAAUUUGUGUAUCAAUUAUUGUUUGUCUAAGUGGGUCAUGGGGUUCAGAUUUUUUAUGAUCAAUGGCCCCAUUGGAGGGCGAGCUAAUGAGAAAAGGUCA